This is a messenger RNA of Penicillium paradoxum, 6426 nucleotides long. Its product is annotated as putative ubiquitin-protein ligase E3 component (UBR1). Gene Ontology annotation, cellular component: ubiquitin ligase complex; cytoplasm. The record is from RefSeq and is a predicted model, not a curated record. The coding region runs from base 1 to 6426 and encodes 2141 amino acids. Lineage: Eukaryota; Fungi; Ascomycota; Eurotiomycetes; Eurotiales; Aspergillaceae. Gene Ontology annotation, molecular function: zinc ion binding; ubiquitin protein ligase activity. The transcript is spliced from 2 exons. Gene Ontology annotation, biological process: ubiquitin-dependent protein catabolic process via the N-end rule pathway; protein ubiquitination.
AUGCUUAUGCUUGGGGAAUGUGAGAAGCUGCUCGGCGAUGGUCUUCUCCGCCUACCCAAAAAACACAACUACCGCUAUGGUCCCGCCGCCGAAAGAGACCUGCUAGAGCUCCUUUUCCGGUCGCUUGUCGGACACAAUAACGACCUCGUGCACCAGUUGUUUCCAGAAGGCCCUCCGGCAGGACCAUGGAAGCUGGCAGAAGCCCGAGGCGCCCGGGAAGGAGCUGAGUACAGUGAGGCAGCGCGGGGCAAGCGCUGCGGGCAUAUCUUCCGUGCUGGAGAAGCCACAUACCGAUGUGUGACUUGUGCUGCAGACGAUACCUGCGUGUUGUGCAGUCGAUGCUUCGAUUCGUCCGAUCACACCGGACACCAAUAUCAGAUCUCACUUUCUUCCGGGAACUGUGGCUGCUGUGAUUGUGGUGAUGACGAGGCAUGGCGUCUCCCGCUUUUCUGUGCAAUUCACACGGAUAGUGGAAAUGCCAAAGGUAAGGAGCGAGCGCAGCGAGAAUUGCCGUCCGAGCUCGUGGCUUCGAUUCGCUUGACUAUCUCCCGUGCGCUCGAUUACUUUUGUGAUGUCAUCUCCUGCUCCCCGGAACAAUUGCGGCUGCCCAAGACUGCCGAAGGCAUUAGGCAGGAUGAAGAGGCUUCCCGACUGCGCCCGAGCUGGUAUGGUGCGGGCGAUGAAGAAGAAGAAGAGCCUGAAUUCGCCGUCCUGCUGUGGAAUGACGAAAAGCAUACAAUUCGUGAUGUCUCCCACCAAGUCACGCGUGCUUGUCGCGAACGAGAUAGCUUUGGCGUUGCCCGAGCCCAUGAGACCAAUGACAUUGGCCGCAGCGUGAUCAAGUAUUCGAAGGAUCUAAACAGACUACUGGGUGUCUCUAAGAUAAUCGAGGAAAUUAAGGUCACCGUCACAGUGCGCUCUGCCCGUGAUACUUUCCGCGAGCAAAUGUGCGCAACCAUAGUGGAAUGGUUUGCUGACAUUGCUGGCUGCGAGAUUCUCGAAGACAAUGAAAUUUUCAGACAAAUCAUCUGCGAGGAAAUGCUUAGUCCCUGGAAGAAGGGCAGUGAUGGUUACAACGAAGACAUCGGCAUGAAGGGCAUCGAUGACCAUCAAAGAACCGAGAACCUUCCAGGCCGUACACUCAUGAUCAAUUUGCCUAACCAUGGCCAGGUCAUCUUGACCGCGGACGACGACGAAGACGAUAUUCUUGAUGAUGAUGUUAUUGACGGAGAUGACGAUGAAGAUGAAGACUAUGUCGAGGCUCACGAUGCCGAUGACGAGGAUGAUUACGAGAUGGAUAUCGAACUUACCCGUGAUCAAGAUGAGGACGAAGAUAUGGACUUGGCUGGUGCAGAUGAGGAACUUGCCCUAGCCGAGCGUAUUCUUGCCGGACUCAAUGGCACUCAGCCCCCACUUCCUCGCCCGGCACAGGUUCAACCAGCAGAUCGGUCUUCCGUGGAUCGAGACCGAUCCGGAUCACAAAGUCCUAGUCCUGAAUCCGGUCCCACCGGCUACAUCCCCAUUCCCAAAACACCUGGAUCGAGCAGGCAGAGACCAUCGCGCACAGAAAGCCACUGGCAAGUUCAGCCACCAGUCCCCGCCCCGGGUGAGAAGGUGCCUCCAUACGAGGACUUGUGGCACCGUACUCGUCUAGACUGGUUGGUGCUCUAUGACCUGAGAUUAUGGAAGAAGACGCGAACGGACUUGCGCGAUCUAUAUAUCAGCACUGUGGUCAAUGUUCCUCAGUUCAAGCGUAUCAUGGGCUUGCGGUUGUCUGCAUUGUAUACGGCGCUGGCCCAACUAUAUCUAAUUGCGGAUCGAGAACCGGACCACUCGAUUGUCAACCUUUCAUUGCAACUUCUCACAACCCCAUCCAUCACAGAAGAGAUUGUGCUCCGAGGCAAUUUCCUCACAAAGGUGAUGUCUAUUCUCUACACCUUCUUGACAACGAGGCAAGUCGGUGAACCACAAUCCGUCAACCCCAGCGCAACAUUAGCAUUUGAUGCUGGCUCCGUCACGAACAGACGCCUCUACCAUUUCUUCCUUGACCUCCGAUACCUUCUCCAGUCCGAAUAUGUCCAGCAUCGUGUGCGCACGGAAGAGCAAUAUCUUCCUCAAUUCCUUGACCUUGUCAAGCUAUCACAGGGUAUUUGCCCUAAUGUUCGCGCUGUUGGUGAACACGUCGAAUAUGAAACGGACGCUUGGAUCAGUGCUUCAAUUCUCAUGCGGGAGAUCAACCGACUCUGCCGCCAAUUCUGUGAGUCUUUCCGCAAUCCUGAGAUCGACAACGGCAACAAUCUGUUGAGGGCCAUCGAGACCACUACUAUCACUGCCAUUAUGCAUUCAACUGGCAUUGAACGCAAGCGAUUCGACCAAGCAGAAAUCAAGGACGAAUUGAAAUUCAAGCUGCUGGCACCUUUCGACUUUGAAAUCGGUGCCUCUGGCCAAAUUCCUUGCCACCGUGUAGUUGAGUUCGUGGUUGAACGUGGAUCCAUCAGUUUCCACCAUGCCCUUCACUACACACUGUCAUGGCUUGUUGAAUGCGGAAGAAAUAUCAGCAGUGAAACCAUGCGCGACGUUCUCUUCGACGCUGCCAAUGUAGCGAGAGACCAAAUCCAUGCCACCAAGGUCGCUAAACCGAACAGUAUUGAUGAUGCUUUGCUUACUCUUGGGCCGGAGGAUCUGCUUUUGGCUAUGUUCGACUACCCACUUCGGGUGUGCGCUUGGCUGGCGCAAAUGAAGGCUGGCAUGUGGGUUCGCAAUGGUCUCAGUCUUCGUCAUCAAAUGUCUCAAUAUCGCGGAGUCUCCUCUCGUGACUUUGCCUACUAUAGAGACAUCUUCCUUCUCCAGACUGCCAUGGUGACUUGCGAUCCUAGCAGGGUUCUUGCUUCCAUUGCACACCGAUUUGGCAUGGUUGACUGGAUGGCUCGAAACUAUUUGCCCCGUCCGGGCUACGAAGAUGCCCAGAUUGUGGAUGUGGCAGAAGAAUUUGUCCAUUUGCUGGUGAUUUUGUUGACAGACCGAACCUCGUUGACUGCCAUUGAUGACAGCACUCACCUCACUCACGAAAAUAUCAAACGCGACAUUGCACAUGUUUUGUGCUUCAAGCCGCUCUCUUUCUCUGACCUCUCGACUCGUCUUAGUGACAAGCUUCUAGACUCGGACAUGUUCCAAGAUGUAUUGGAAGAGGUCGCGAACUUCCGUCCGCCCGAGGGCUUGAGCGACUCCGGUACCUUCGAAUUGAAGCCCGAACAUAUCGAUCUCAUUGAUCCAUAUAGUGCGCAUUAUACAAAGAACCAACGGGACGAAGCAGAGAAUAUUUAUAAGGAAUGGAUGGCCAAGAAAACAGGCAAGACUGCCUCAGACAUUGUCUUCGAGCCAAAACUUCGACCCAUCAGCUUUGGCGUCUUCUCCGAUCUACCCCGAUUCGCCGGAACCAUGCUGUUCGCACAGAUUGUACACCAAUGCUUGGAAUAUGUCAUCUCAUCGAAAGAGUGCACACCAACUAUCCCACCUACACGUGUGGAAACUUUCCUCCAAGUCAUUCUACACCUUAUAUUGGCAGCCGUACUAGAAGAUGAUUCUGAAGAAACCGAUAUGGUAGAAGAGCAUUCCAAUUCAUUCAACUGGAAUGCCUUGUCAAAGACCCGAGAGAUCAAGGCGGGUCACUUGACUAUUGUCGGUCUAUUGGAAAGGAUAUCUGUCACCCCCGAAUUCACCGCAUCUGGCCCUAAAAUACGACACAUCCUCAAACGUCUGUGGCAAAAGCGCCCUCGCACUUACUCGUCCGAAACUGCGUCUCUCAAAUUCCCCUUCGAUCGAAUUGACACCAACUCUCCUGCAAUUGACGCCGACAAUGACAAGGAGGUCAAGAAGAAGCAGGCUCUGGAGAGACAAGCCAAGGUGAUGGCUCAAUUCCAGCAACAGCAGCAGCAAUUCUUGAACACCCAAGGCAACAUUGAUUGGGGCGAUGAAGAUUUCAGCGAUCUCGAGUCCGACACAGACGUUGCCCCCGAAAAGAAGGUCUGGAAGUAUCCUAGUGGAACUUGUAUAUUGUGCCAAGAGGAGACCAACGACUCAAGGCUCUAUGGUACUUUUGCCUUGGUUCAAGACAGCACAAUUUUGCGACAGACCGAUAUCAGAGACUCCGAUAGGAUUCGAGAGGUGCUCAAGACACCCUCGAGUUUGGACAGAUCUGCUGAAGAAGUGCGUCCAUUCGGUGUGUCCGGAGAGAAUCAUACAACCAUCAAGCGUCUUGACUCCUCCGGCGGUGAAGUCAUCAGCGAAAAGGUCGGACUGAGCAAAGGAUUCAACGCGAAGAGUACUCUUCGCGGUCCCGUGACUACUGGCUGUGGGCACAUUAUGCACUACUCUUGCUUUGAGCAGUACUACGGAGCAACGCAGCGGCGACACACCCAACAGAUUGCACGCAAUCAUCCUGAGAACACCAAUCUCAAGGAGUUUGUGUGUCCUCUAUGCAAGGCUCUUGGAAAUGCAUUCUUCCCUAUCACCUGGAAGGGCAAGGAGGAGUCUCCCCUUGUUCCACUCGGUCCCUCCGAAUCUUUCGAACAGUGGAUGCAAUCUGGGCUCAAGCAUGCCCUAACCCAGCAGCACAACUUCCCGGUUCUGAUGGAGAAAGAGAAGGCCUAUCCUCAGGUAUACAACGAUAUAUUCAUCGACUACCUCUCUAAGACCCUAGUUCCCCCUCUCUCAACUAAGAUUGAUCAACUGAUGGCCUCGUCUUUCCCGGCAACUGCUACUGCUCAAUACAUUGCCUCGAGUCGUCUGCCCAUGCCUGGAAUCUUCCCUGCUACCGAAGAUCACGCGCCUUCCAGCCCACUUCAACAGGUGUCCAGUCCCUCGGACAGCCCUAUGUCGGAACUGCUUGAGAUCUACAGGCGGCUCAAGAAGACGAUCAAUAUAAACCACGUCAAUUCGACAUUCAAUAACACUUCCGAAGCGAAUAACAAUGACGAUCUUGUACAUACUGAUUCUUUGAUCCGCAGCUUUGGUUUCAGUAUCGCUGCAGUGGAGAUCGCGCAGCGUGGUGUUGAAUCAGAGCCUGGCUCGACCUUGCUCGACAAGAUUCCUCCCUUGAUGCUCACCCAUCUGCGUGUGCUCUCGGAGACAGCAUUGACAUAUGCUGCUGUUGGGUGCCUUCAAUCAGCGGGGCCAUCAAAGAGUCGUCCUGUAAAUGAGUUCCAGGAGAUGCACCGUCAAAAGAUUUGUCAACUACUUGUCGGACACCCUUGUUUGGGAGGCACACCUUUGCUUAAUGAUGUUCGCAACAUUGAGCCUCUUCUCGCCGUGGAUACAUUUGUGUUCCUCGCAGAGUCUUCGUUGUCACUGCUUCCAGUCCUUAACAUUGACAUCCGUCACCUCGUGCGGAUGUGCUUCGUUGCUGAGAUUGUUAAGGUCGCUGUCACUUUCAUCCUUUGGCCACUAGGCUUGAAGGAGGAACUCGCCAGUCAUCCCGAGGACCAUUCUCUCUCUGAUAUAACUGAAGAGCAAUUCGUGGUGACCAAGCAGUUCUUCGACUCCAUCGUUGCUGAGCUCAAGGCUAACUCGGUCGGUCGUGCUGAAGGCUCCUCAUUCCCUGCUGAGAGUGGCUACGUGAAGGAUGGAGAGGAAACCGCCACCCCGAGCAUCAUUACUGCCGUCCGGCGCCUAAUCACAAGCUAUGGUUUGGCAUUCCUGCGCAAGGCAGUCAUUCUUCUUCACGUCCAGCACGGUGUUGAGUUCCCCAAUACAGGAUUCGCCGAUGUGGAGGCAUCUGAGCUUGAGCGUUUGACCAAAGCACUUCAAUUACCCUCGAUUGAUGAGAUUCUCAUGUCUAUCAAGCCCGCGCGCGAGACCAACAGUUCCUUUGACGCCGUUAUUUCAGGAUGGAUCUUCCACUGGAAUGCCUCGCGCUCAGGAAUUCGGUUCGAAGACCACCGACUCUGGCCCAGUCUGUCGCACCCUGCUAUCUUCGAGCUUGUCGGCCUGCCCGAGUACUUCGACAGCCUCAUCGAAGAGGCAAACCGACGCCGUUGCCCGAAUUCCAAGAAGGAGCUUACCGAUCCCAGCAUCUGUCUGUUCUGUGGGGACAUUUUCUGCUCACAGGCAGUAUGCUGCAUGAGCAAUAAGCUUGGAGGCUGCAACCAGCAUCUUCAAAAAUGCGGCAAGAACAUCGGUCUUUUCAUCAACAUUCGCAAGUGUACGGUUCUCUACCUACACAACACGAAUGGAUCCUGGCACUACGCUCCCUAUCUCGACCGUCACGGCGAAGUCGACCCCGGUCUCCGCCGUAACCGCCAACUCAUCCUCAACCAGAAGCGGUACGACCGGCUCCUGCGUGAUGUCUGGCUGUCACACUCGAUUCCUGCGACUAUCAGUCGCAAGCUGGAAUCGGAGAUUAACAACGGUGGCUGGGAGACUAUUUAA